Messenger RNA from Recurvomyces mirabilis, 804 nucleotides. RefSeq names its product 14-3-3 protein. Gene Ontology annotation, cellular component: cytoplasm. The transcript is spliced from 4 exons. The record is from RefSeq and is a predicted model, not a curated record. Bases 1 to 804 code for a protein of 267 amino acids. Gene Ontology annotation, biological process: intracellular protein localization; signal transduction. NCBI's taxonomy places the organism in Eukaryota, Fungi, Ascomycota, Dothideomycetes, Mycosphaerellales, Teratosphaeriaceae.
AUGGGUUACCAAGAUUCCGUCUACCUCGCGAAGCUCGCUGAGCAGGCCGAGCGCUAUGAGGAAAUGGUUGAGAACAUGAAGACCGUUGCCUCUGCCGACCAAGAGCUCUCCGUCGAGGAGCGAAAUCUGCUCUCCGUCGCCUACAAGAACGUCAUUGGCGCUCGCCGUGCCUCUUGGCGCAUCGUCACCUCGAUCGAGCAGAAGGAGGAGUCCAAGGGCAACGAGCAGCAGGUCCACCUUAUCAAGGAGUACCGCGAGAAGAUCGAGCAGGAGUUGGCCAAGAUCUGCGAGGACAUCCUGGAGGUCCUUGAGAAGCACCUCAUCCCUUCUGCUCAGAGCGGCGAGUCCAAGGUUUUUUACCACAAGAUGAUGGGUGACUACCAACGCUACCUUGCAGAGUUUGCCAUGGGUGACAAGCGUAAGACCUGUGCCGACAAGUCCCUCGAGGCGUACCAGGCCGCUACCGAGGUUGCCGCCACUGACCUCGCACCCACUCACCCAAUCCGCCUUGGCCUGGCCUUGAACUUCUCUGUCUUCUACUACGAGAUCUUGAACUCGCCCGACAAGGCUUGCCAGAUGGCCAAGACCUCCUUCGAUGAGGCCAUCGCUGAGCUCGAUACUCUGUCUGAGGAGAGCUACAAAGACUCCACCCUCAUCAUGCAGCUGCUACGCGACAACUUGACCCUGUGGACUUCGUCCGAGGCUGAGCCAGCUGGUGGCGAGACCGCUGCUCCUCACGCUGAGGGUGAGAGCAAGGACACCGCCGACGCACCGACUGGCACCGAGGAGAAGCCCGCCCAGUAG